AUGGGGUGUGGGCAUAGCGUUUCUACAGAAGCCAAGCAAAGCCCUACUAGUCGUGUCCCAACAACUAAAGCACCGAUUAAACUCUUUUAUCUCCCAGGAAAUGUUAAAAUUACAUUGACAAAGUUAGUUUCUGCGGGUGUGAUGAGUUCCGAAGCGACAACGACAUCUGCUGGAAAUUUCAAUCUCAAUGCAAGAUUUAUUGAUAUUCCAAACCAACGUUCUGUUAGAAAAUUUUGGACCAAAGAAAUUACAAGCAAAACAGUGGAUUGUGCAAUGUUUAUAUAUCUAGCAGAUAUACGAGAAAAGCCAACAAUGCUUUUGAACAUCAAAACACUCAAUUGGUUAUUGAAACAAAUCGAUCAAAAAGGACAGUUAUAUAUUGUAAUAAUAUGUAGCAACGAGCUAGAGCUCUCUGAAUUUAAAUCACACAUAAGUGCACCAGAUCUAGAUUUAAUUGUUAUCAAAGAUUCAGAUCCUGAAACUGUUAUCCAAUUUACUGAAGUUGUCACUGGUGAAAUCAUCAAAUUCAACGAAAGAAAGAGAAAAUACAAUGAGGCAUCUCCAAGAACACGCUAA
Trichomonas vaginalis G3 is the source of this 576-nucleotide messenger RNA. RefSeq lists its product as uncharacterized. NCBI's taxonomy places the organism in Eukaryota, Parabasalia, Trichomonadida, Trichomonadidae. The record is from RefSeq and is a predicted model, not a curated record. The transcript has a single exon. The coding region runs from base 1 to 576 and encodes 191 amino acids.